AUGUCCGCCCAAAACUCCGGCCGUCAGUCCCCUCCUCCUGAAACCCAGUCCGGCGCCCAGCAGCAAGAUCCCCCUUCGGCGGGCAAGACCCAGCCCGAGCUUCGUGGCGACCCGCAGCAUUCGCAGCGUGAGUCGAAUGAGACCAAGGAGUCGAAGCUGGAGAGUAACCCCAAGCAUCCGCUUGAGGAUAUUGAGGCGGCCAAGUACUCGAAGGUACAUUGA
This is a messenger RNA of Aspergillus lentulus, 222 nucleotides long. RefSeq lists its product as uncharacterized. The record is from RefSeq and is a predicted model, not a curated record. Lineage: Eukaryota; Fungi; Ascomycota; Eurotiomycetes; Eurotiales; Aspergillaceae.